AUGGGUACAGUGCAGCCCGUACAUGCUUCUGCCAACCCCGACGAGGACUGGACCAAGAUCUCUGACCUUGCUGAGCGCCGAAGAAUACAGAACCGCAUUGCUCAGCGCAACUACCGCAAGAAGCUCAAGCGCCGCCUUGAAGACCUCGAGCGCCGUGCUGGUUCUUCUGACGAUGCCGAGUCCGACAAGCAGCCACAGAAGCCUACCAAGUCGAAGCGAUCCCCCUCCGCACCCAAGUCUCAAAAAUCGCAAUCCGGCGCUCCCAGCAAGUCUGUUGCUUCACAGGGCCAGUUCACUCCUCCCAUGGAGCACACUGACGAGCUUUUCUUCUCUGGCAACUACGACGAUCGAGCUCGCUCAGACAGCCCACCUCAGUUCACAUACUCAACAUACCCUGCUCCCGAUGAGAUUCUCCUCGCGCCCUACGGCUCUACUCAGUCAUACCCAGCCAUCACAACCGCUGAUGCCUACCCCAACUACAUGACAGCGUCUACAGUGCCCAUGACACUUCCUUCCAUGACGCACUUUAGCGAUGCCAUCAAGCGGGAGACGUACCCUAGUGACGACGGACUCACUCCUUACAUGACCUACGGUUACAUGCCACCCAUGGAGUUCAACUCUGGUAGCCCAUACGAACAGUCCAACCCUCAUGUGAGUCACGCCAGUCAAACACCCCGUGGGGUUGUACGAGAUCCACGUUGCUGAUGGGGUUCGCAGACUCCUCCGCUGUCGCAUUCUUUCGACCACUCUGCCAACUGCUCGGAGGCUGGCUUCGAUUACCCUGCCACGCCUCUGUCAAUGCCUGGCUCGCCUGGUCUAAUCCAGCACCAAUAGGGCAGCUGGCAUGGACGAGAGAGAAAGAAAGAAAGAUAAGGAACUUUGAGAUUUUGGGUUAGGCGUUGGAAAUGAGCCCUACGAGGCAUAGCAUGGCGGGUUUUGAUAUUUUGAACACUUUCACACUCCACACUUUUCACUUCUUUUGUGCUGGCAAAGGUAUCUAUGUCACAGGCGAGAGGAUGUUUACUCGUCUGCAUUCGUUUUAUGUACACAGGGUCGAAGCGCUCGACUACGUGAUUUCUGUAACGACUGCAAGAUGCAUGGAUGAAUUGUUUAUUUGGAAUGGCGAAGGAAAAGAAGACAAGUGAGGCGUUUUGGGAAUGCAUACGGCAUACGCUUGUAUGCAUCCGAAUGUAUAUUGGGCAGACACUGAACCGAACUGAACUGGAUUGGAUUGGACUGGCAAAGGUUGAAAGCAGGCAAGGAGGCAAACAAACAACAAAGAUGGCGGCUGCGGGGUCGAGAGACCUCGCUUGGUUUGGCCACUUACACUCUUGUUAGUGUUGGUUGAAUAGAUAUCUUGAGCCAUGGAGACAAAUUAGAUGAUGAAAUGUGCAUAGCG
Molecule: messenger RNA, 1399 nt
Organism: Fusarium verticillioides 7600
Lineage: Eukaryota; Fungi; Ascomycota; Sordariomycetes; Hypocreales; Nectriaceae
Exons: 3
Coding region: 1-705 (234 amino acids)
Biological process (GO): regulation of DNA-templated transcription
Molecular function (GO): DNA-binding transcription factor activity
Source: RefSeq, a predicted model, not a curated record